Molecule: messenger RNA, 633 nt
Organism: Lathyrus sativus (Indian pea)
Lineage: Eukaryota; Viridiplantae; Streptophyta; Magnoliopsida; Fabales; Fabaceae
Source: the annotation of a GenBank genome assembly
AUGGCUUCCUUCACCAAAUCACUCCUUCUUUUUCUUUUCAUUCAAUUUACCUUCUCACUUUUUCCCUCAUCAAUCGCUCAAUCCCCUGCUUCAGGGUCUUCUGAAGGGUACACUAUUUAUGGCCGAGUGAAGAUCCCUAGUUUUGGAACAAAAGAGUUCAGCCUUCCUGGAAAAGUUUCAAAUGUCAAAGUGAUACUUAAUGGUGGUCAAAGAGUUUCUUUUCUGAGGCCCGAUGGAUAUUUCUCAUUCCACAAUGUACCUGCAGGGACUCAUUUAAUUGAAGUGGCGGCAACAGGCUAUUUCUUUUCUCCCGUACGAGUUGACGUUAGUGCCAGAAACCCUGGCAAAAUUCAGGCAGCGCUGACAGAAAAUAGGAGGGGGCUCAGUGAGUUUGUCUUAGAGCCAUUGAAGGAUGAACAAUAUUAUGAGAUUAGGGAGCCAUUUUCUGUUAUGUCCAUUGUGAAGAGUCCAAUGGGUCUGAUGAUGGGAUUUAUGUUGAUUGUUGUCUUCCUUAUGCCCAAAUUGAUGGAGAACAUGGAUCCAGAAGAAAUGAAACGUGCCCAAGAAGAAAUGAGAAGUCAAGGAGUUCCAUCUCUAGCAAACUUGUUACCUGGUGCUGCAAGAGGGAACUAG